Molecule: messenger RNA, 4836 nt
Organism: Eufriesea mexicana
Lineage: Eukaryota; Metazoa; Arthropoda; Insecta; Hymenoptera; Apidae
Gene: Lpin
Product: phosphatidate phosphatase LPIN
Exons: 11
Coding region: 1188-4532 (1114 amino acids)
Biological process (GO): positive regulation of transcription by RNA polymerase II; fatty acid catabolic process; cellular response to insulin stimulus
Cellular component (GO): nucleus
Molecular function (GO): phosphatidate phosphatase activity; transcription coactivator activity
Source: RefSeq, a predicted model, not a curated record
UCAACGCUUUAUGGCCGCAUACACGUAUUAUAGCUCUAAGAGCACGAAUAGCAUAUAUUUGUCGAACGAUCGACGCGCGACUACGAUAAAACGUAAGCACAGUAUCGAGAUUUAAGAUUCUCCGGUCGCUGACUCAGUUUGACUCGAAUGCUCGCACGAAGCGGUUCGUGCGCAUUUUUCCUUCCACGGUACAGUGAUAUUGUUAUAUCUGUACGAAAUUCCUUGAAAGCAUACGUGUAUCAAACGGAACCUGAAUAUUCCGUUGACUCCUGCGAUCGAUAUUACACGGAAUCUCUUUGAUAUCGAACUUUUUAAGUAUUUUCAACGGCGAAUGGGAAAGCUUCGUUAGUACCAUUACGGCAUGUGUGCGCGUGCGUGUUUUUCAUUGCCUCCCCAGAUUCUUUCCGCAACAACAACCACGUGAAUUGCGUUUCGAAGUAGACGAGUGAGAAGAAGAAAACGUACGUAUUAUCAAUGGUCUUGUAACGAGAUUCAAAGGACGCGGUACACUGCGAUUCCAUAACGUCACGUGGUGCCGAGCCUUAUUGACCGAUGCGUAUCGGAACUUGGAUUGGUUAAGCCAGAUCACGUGACCUGUUCUAACGUCAAUUUGGGCUACCGUCUGCUGGUACUCGGAUGAAAUUCUUACCAAACCAUUUCCGAGAACAAAGGAUUUGCGUUUCGAUCUAGUCACGCGAGUGAAUUCCGUUAGAUGAGUUUAUUUUCUUUGCAUUUUUCAACGUAUGUUUAUUUUAUCGUGAAUUUCGAUGCGCAACUUGCGCGAUAAGCUUGUCAUAGAUCUGCGCUCGAGCUAUUUGCCCGGCUUCGAAUUUUUGACAGUUCUUCACCGUCUCCUAACAGUGACGGUUGUGUUACGGCGUUGUUAAAAAUUGUUGAGCUCAAUUAAAAAACAAUUCGAGUGUAGCAUUCGAUACAUUUAAACGAGAAAUAACGAAUUUUGUGAAUUUUUCGAAUAUCACUGAAAAAUGUCUCAAUGUGGUUAAGUCAACUUUCAAACUGAUGUAUCUGAACUCGAUGUCUUUCUACUCGAAAGACCUUUAAGCAAAUACGACCUUCAGUGUCGCGGCAACUUUGAAGUACCUUAUCACACACCCAUCGCUACAACGCGGUGAAACACCUUAACGGAAAUACAUUUUGAGAGUGGUUUAACGAUACGUUAGUGUACAAUGUACAGUAUGAACUACAUUGGGAAGUUCAUAAGUAACUUUCGAGUUUUCUACAAUGAAAUUAAUGCAGCGACGCUUACCGGCGCUAUCGAUGUCAUUGUUGUCGAACAGCCGGAUGGAUCGUUCAAUUGCUCACCUUUUCAUGUGCGCUUUGGAAAACUCGGUGUACUUCGUUCCAGAGAAAAAGUAGUUGAUAUAGAGAUAAAUGGAGAACCUAGACAAAUCCAUAUGAAAUUAGGAGAUUCUGGAGAAGCUUUCUUUGUUGAAGAAGUUAGUUCCGAUGGUUCCCCUACUGACACUGAAAUUCCACCACAUUUAGCUUGUUCUCCUAUCCCCGAAGAUAAUUGUUUCCCAUCGUCUAGAUUUAAUAUCCUGUCUGAUCUUCCUCCGGAACAAAGGGACAAGAUUCUCAUAGAAUCUAUUUUAUCCAUUGAAAGAGAGAAAUGGGAACAAAUGUCAGCUCUGCCUCCAGAUGAAAGAGAAAAAUUCUUAAUUGAACAAUUCUCUGAUCUUCCACCGGAGCAUCGUGCAAAAUGGCUUCAAAUUGCUUCUUUAACAACAGAGGAGAGAGAAGAAAUGUUCAAAGAAAAUCUUGGCGAUAUCUCCACGGUUCAAAGACAACAAUUAAUCUGCGAACAAUUCUCUGCUUUAAAAAUCGAAGAUAGAGAAAGAUUGUUUAAAGAAAACUUCCCUGAACUUUCUGUAGAUCAAAGACAAAAAUUUGAGAAAGCUUUAUUAAAUGAUUGGAAGGAAAAAGAGAGAGUAAAAGGAAGAGGUUCCUUGAAAGGCGAGGAAGACAUUUUUGACAUGGAUGGUAUUAAUGACGAUGAAACAUGCCCAACUGCAUCGACUCCUAAAUCUUUCAUAGCUGUGACUUCAUCUGAAAGAAUUCGUAAAAUCAGCGUAGUGAAGAAUGAUUUUAGACCAAUUACGGAGGAUGUACAAAGCAGUGGCCGCGAAAAAUCAAGUGACGAAUCAAACCCGUCGACGAGUAAAAAGAAUUCAAAGGAUGAAAGCAUCGAAGAGAAUAAAAGCAACAGUAAUUCAACUAAGAGGAAGCGAAAGAGGAAAAGUAUUAUGAAAAAAAAGGGAUCUCAAAGAAAGACUAGUAAUGGUAGUAGUAGUCAAACAGAGAUAAGCGAAAAUGAUACGUCCCUUCCAGAUGAAUCUCACGACGGAUCUAUAUUGAAAGAUUCAAAUCCAGUUACUGAAUUAGAGAAGAAAAAUGAAUCUUUAGUUUCGACUCAAGAAACAGUGGAGAAACGUCCUGAAGCAGAUUUUCAUUUCUUCAGUGAUACUGAAGUUACAAAGAAUCAGGAUUCUAGACCAUGUUCACCUGUUCAAUCUGACACAGAAUUUGAAAUGCGUAAAUUAACGCAAGAGGACGCUGAACGAGAAGAAGAUAAAAGUCAUCAACAGAGUUGGAGAUGGGGUGAACUACCAAGUUUACCUCCGGAACCAGCACACGUACCUCACCGAAGUUCACUAAAUUCCUCGAAUACUGUUAAUCAGUCUAACAGUCUAAUAACUAAAAACAUAGAAGCACAUCGAUCUAUGCUCAGUGCUAUGCUAUCGUUUAUGAGAAAAACUUCUCGCAUGAGGCGUAAUCCGGAGUCUGAAGGAAUUUAUCUCAGUGAUCUUAAUGCUGAUGAGCUGGAUCCGGAAGUUGCAGCCCUUUAUUUUCCUUCUUCUCACAGGGGCCAAACAGCGAUUAAAGAUGGAAAAGGAGUAGACGAAGAAGAUACCGAGUCGGGAAAUGGACCAAGUUUGCCGCAAAGUCCUAAUAGCGUUGAAGGAGCUAUUGGUGGACCAAAAUCAUUGGAUAGUGAUUUUGAAGAACCAAAACAUUCUAUAUUUGAUAACAACAUGAAUAUUAGUUUAUCUUUAUGUGGUGGUUUAGAUUCGGAAACUGGUCCGUCCAAGGAAGUUUUCCAUCAAAAUUUACUCCAUUUCGAAGAUAUUUGUUCAGAUCCGAAAUUAUAUGAAAAUCCAAAUUUAGUUGUAAAAAUUAAUGGAAAGUUCUAUAAUUGGACUGCCGCUUGUCCAAUUGUAAUGACUUACGCUGUGUUUCAAAGACACUUGCCACAAAAUACAAUAGAAAAUUUAUAUGCACAAUGUAUGUCAUUACCAAUGCAUGAAGAAAAAAAGCAAGAAAACAGUGACAAAUCCGAAAGCCGUAGUGGUUAUAGUUCGUGGUUUUCAUGGCGACGUACUACACAACCGCCAAAAAAGUCUCAAGAACUUAGUCAAACAGAUGGAACUACUCUUCAAUCUUCGGAACAGAUAGUGGAAAUGAAAGAAAGUACACCAACUGACGAAACACCGAAUAAAGAACUAAAAAUUGACCAGAAUGCAGAAUCUGCAGUAACUGUGACGGAUAUAGUAGAACAAUGUACAAAAUUAACAAAAGACAUCACCAAGACUGAAAAAAAUCGAGAAAGAGAAGGUGAAGGUUAUAGCGGUAGUGAAGAUUCAGAUAGUAAUCAAAAUGAAUCACAAGGAGUUAAGAUACCCAAAGAAAGGAGAUCUUAUUAUGAAUCUACUGAAAAAUAUCGAAAAACUUUAAGAUUAUCAUCUGCACAAAUAGCAAGUCUUAAUUUAAAAGAUGGUGCUAAUGAAGUAGUUUUCAGUGUAACUACGGCUUAUCAGGGUACAACACGUUGCAAAUGCCACAUUUAUAAAUGGAAAUGGGACGAUAAAAUUGUUAUAUCCGAUAUAGACGGGACCAUUACAAAAUCUGAUGUAUUGGGUCAUAUCCUGCCAAUCGUUGGCAAAGAUUGGGCACAAUCUGGUGUUGCUCAGUUAUUCACAAAAAUUAAAAAUAAUGGUUAUAAAUUGCUAUAUCUCUCUGCAAGAGCAAUAGGACAAGCCAAAGUUACAAGAGAAUAUUUGAAAAGCAUCAGACAGGGAGAUUUAUCGCUUCCUGAUGGACCGCUGCUUUUAAAUCCAACGAGCUUAAUUUCAGCAUUUCAUCGCGAAGUUAUAGAGAAAAAACCCGAAGAAUUCAAGAUAUCCUGUCUUAGUGAUAUCCAAGCUUUAUUCCCGGAAGGUUCAAAACCUUUCUAUGCUGGUUAUGGAAACAGAAUUAAUGAUGUUUGGGCAUAUCGAGCUGUAGGAAUUCCGACUAUGCGAAUAUUUACUAUAAACCAUAGAGGUGAAUUAAAACACGAAUUAACACAGACAUUCCAAUCUUCAUAUUCAAACAUGAGUUUUAUUGUCGAUCAUCUUUUCCCAGCCUGGCGAGAGGAUGCCGCGGAUGAAUUUAGUAAUUUUGCGUAUUGGCGAGAUCCAAUACCGGAAGUACCAUCACUCGAAGAACUUUACGCUCAAAGACAAAUUACCUAAAUGAAAAUAUUUUAGAAUUUUUACUCUAAAGAAGAAACGUUCGAUAAUGAUCGAUUCUAUUAAUCGUCUUUUAUAUUCCAUGUGUUAUGGAACUAAUUACACGUAGGGUUCUUGAUUCUGAAGUCGACCAAUUUACACUGUGGUCAUAGACUUAUAAAUCAUGUUUUGUUUGCCCAUCGAAACAUCUUAAGUAUCGCUAAAUGUGCGUAGAAAUAAUUUAUUAUUAGUACACAUGGUUUUCUACAAUUAAAUUUAAACACAUUCCAAUCCUCAUGAAGUAAUAGGACUACAUAGUAAGUUACCG